Molecule: messenger RNA, 1661 nt
Organism: Helicoverpa armigera (cotton bollworm)
Lineage: Eukaryota; Metazoa; Arthropoda; Insecta; Lepidoptera; Noctuidae
Exons: 4
Coding region: 48-419 (123 amino acids)
Source: RefSeq, a predicted model, not a curated record
AAGUGAUUGGUAUUAUGAGGUUUUAUUGUUUUUUUCUUUAAGACGUCAUGUUUGUUUUUGCUGAAAUUAUUAUUUUGAUUGCCUCCACAAUAAUAUCUGGAGAACUACUAAGUGAUUACGAUGAAAAGACAGCACUUGGAGAAAGGACUCUACCACCGGACCUUCAAAUUCAAAUAUAUGUUAAUAAAACUGAUGAUGACCUGCAGUUCGAAGAUUGUAUGAACUCAUACAGUUUAUGCAGGGGUUCCGCUAGACUACGAGAUAAAGACGGAGUAUGUGCGCUUGACAGAGCGUCAGGCGUAAAGAAAUCUUUCGAGUCAUUUUGUGAGAUGGUAUAUGAAAACUGCAAGAAUAUGAAUUCGAAAUGGGGCUACUUUCACGAUGGACAUUGUGAAUUGAUAGAGUUUGGACCAGCAUAGGAAAUAAUUGUUACUAUUAAAUUACUUUUUAAUUAAUGAGACAUUUUAUUUGAGUGUUUUGUCUUUAAGUAGUAAGCAUACAAAAAUAGGAUGUUCAAUAAAGAUCCAAUAGGUUUUUCAUGCGGUUACCUCCUUUAGUUAAAUAAACUAACCGUCACCUUCUUUUUCUUACUUUUAUUAAAUACAAGCUUCUGCCAGCGGUUUCACCCGCAUCGCGUGAAAACCUCUGCACGAACCCGGAUAAAAAGCCUAUAGCCUUCCUCGAUAAAUGGGCUAUCUAACACCGAAAUAAUUGUUCAAAUCGGACCAGUAGUUCCUGAGAUUAGCGCGUUCAAUCAAACAAACAAACAAACUCUUCAGCUUUAUAAUAUUAGUAUAGAUGAAUUUCAUCUCUACCAAUUAACCUUAGUCGUGAAAGCUUAACAAACCAAAUUAUCUAUUUAUAAUACAACCAUUACCAGUAAGAUAAUAAUAAUCAAAAACACUACUUAAAAUAUUCAACUUUUUUAAUAAGCACAGAAGUUAUGUUUUAAAAUAAAUAAUUACCUACGCUUCUCUGGGCAUUUAAUAACGGGUACUUAAAUCCCUAAAAUAACUCCACGCUAUACUUUAAAUAGCAAUUAUUGGAGCGAAAAUUCCAUGAACCCUUUUCUAAUCCCAAAAGACUUAGCAAUAAUGUAUGUCUGAAACUUGUAGCAUUAAACUAACUGGAACCGCCGAGUACAUAAUAUCUGUAUGCUAAUUUGAGCGCGGCGGUGAGGCAACGAACGCAACCAAAUGAUAGUGAUAGCUAACUUAUGCAUUUUCGAUCACAUCUACACAAACACGAUAAAAUUGAUAUUAACAAAACUUAACACAUAAAAUAUGAGCAGCAAUCUCGUACCAUUGAAAGAAGACAAGGCAGUGUGUCCAGUUGGUUCUAUUCUCUAAGAUCUAAAACGAAAAUCUUCUAUUGAAAACAAAUAAAUAGGAAAAAGUAUUUACUUUGAUGUUUGCAAAGAGAAAAUUCGAUUUCCGAUCAUAUUAGGUUGAUAGACGUUAGCAAAACUAUCUUGGAUUUCAGAUAUCUUAUUGGAAUAUAAGUUUUUAUAUCACUAAAAAAAUAUGUCAUAAUUGUAACAAUAUGUCUCUCCGUCUAUCUUGACUAAGAAAUAUAUACGAAAACAAUGAAUUUCAUUUUGAUACCAAAAUAUAAUUGAAAACGCCUUGUAAAUAAUUAAUAGCAAUGCUUCUUUCAGUCAA